CUCGCCCGGGGCGGGGCCUUCCGGUGCGCCUGCGCGCUGCGGCGGCCGCGCUUGCGCAGGACGACGGGGAGGCAGCCGGGGUCACCCUGAGCUGCGCACCGCGCCGCGAUGCUGAGCAGGUUCCUGGGCCCGCGCUACCGCGAGCUGGCCAGAAACUGGAUUCCCACAGCAGGCAUGUGGGGCGCCGUGGGCGCCGUGGGGCUGGUGUGGGCCACGGAUUGGCGGCUCAUUCUGGACUGGGUGCCCUACAUCAACGGCAAGUUUAAGAAGGACGAUUAGUGAGACUGACCCUCCUCGGAUCCCUGUGGCGGGGCCGGGGGGAGCUGACCCACAGCUGCUGGCCUGCCCGUGUGCCAGUCUGCAGUCCGCAUGACAGGCUGCAGCGCCUCCUAUGUCCCCAUCUUCCAGAAGGGCCCCCGGGCCUGCGGCAGCCAAGCGGCAUCACCGGAUUUGAUUUUGGAGCCCGACAGUGGCGUCUGUCCCUCAUCACCACUCAGCGCCUCCUUUCCUACAAGAGCAGGAGCCGGGGGCUCACCCUGCCGUCUCCCCUCCAGGUGUCCGCGGUGCCGCCCCCUCCCACGUGAGGUCCUGUGGUGCCUGGAACAGCCCAGCGUGACUCAGGACUCUGUGUUUCUGACAGCAGCUUUCAUGUUUGAAUGCACACAGCAUUAAACCGUGCUCUGAAACCCGC
Messenger RNA from Felis catus (domestic cat), 691 nucleotides. RefSeq names its product cytochrome b-c1 complex subunit 10 (gene UQCR11). The transcript is spliced from 3 exons. Bases 109 to 279 code for a protein of 56 amino acids. Gene Ontology annotation, cellular component: mitochondrial inner membrane. Lineage: Eukaryota; Metazoa; Chordata; Mammalia; Carnivora; Felidae. The record is from RefSeq and is a predicted model, not a curated record. Gene Ontology annotation, biological process: mitochondrial electron transport, ubiquinol to cytochrome c.